Tetrahymena thermophila SB210 is the source of this 1317-nucleotide messenger RNA. RefSeq names its product transmembrane protein, putative. The transcript has 2 exons. NCBI's taxonomy places the organism in Eukaryota, Ciliophora, Oligohymenophorea, Hymenostomatida, Tetrahymenidae. The record is from RefSeq and is a predicted model, not a curated record.
AUGAUUUGCUUUCUCCUAUUAAAUGUGAGCUCUGUAAUGAAGAAUAUGAAAUGGAAAUUGAAGUCUCUUCAAAAUUUAUGCCUACAAAAGCUUGCUAAGAUACUAAGUGCAUUUAGUUAGUGUCUUUUUUUUGGUUAGUGGUUUUUAUGUUAGGAAACAUUGCUGCAAUUAUUGUCCUUUUAUAUUUUCAAGUUAUAUAGUUAUGAAAAUUCUUAGUGGGGAUACAUCUUAAUGGCAGUAGCAAUUCUCAUUCUCUUUGAGGUGGCACUUGUUUUGCUUGUAAAGCAUUAAACACAAGAAAUAUUUUUUGGAUUAUAUAUAAAGAGUUGGUAAAUUUUAAGUAUUGGUCAAGCAGCUGAUUAGAUAUAGGAUGACAAUAAUAAUUAGUAAUUAAAUAAAGAUUUAGACAAAAGCAAUUAAACAGGAGGAUAAGCUUUCAAUAAUAACAUAUCUAGAAAUUAGCAUCAAAUAAGGAUUUUGUAAAGCAGAUCAGUUUUAAGUAACUAAAAUUAAGAUGUUUAUCAAUAAAAUGGUCAUAAAUUACCAAGUAGAUAAAGCUAAAGCAGAAAUACAAACUAAUAAGAGAUUCCAAAAGCUUAAAAUUAUUCAAUAGGAGUAAAUAAUGAAAUGCAUUAUUCAAAUAGCUAUCAGCAAAGCUUACAAAAGAAAAGUAUGACUAUUAGCUAAAUGAAGGCCCAUUUGGGUUUAGAUGAUGAUGAAGAUAAUAAAGAUGAAGACGAAGAAGAGAAAAAAGAAAAUCGAAUAGAAAAAGAAAUUUUUGAUAAAAAAGUAAAUGAAAAUGAUGAAAAAAUAUUAAAUUUUAUAAAAAAUAAUAAAGACCUUUACAAUCACAUAAUUUAGUCAUACGUUAAAAUGGAUAAUUAAUUCAUAUUAAAAAAUAAUGAGGUUUCUAAAGAAAUAAUAGUAGAAGUACCUUUAGAGUCAUAUAAAAACACUUAAAAUAGUCUUAAUAAUGGAGCAAAUCCUAAAUAAAGUGCUGAUUAAUUUAUUAACUUAUAGAAUAUUCAAUAAGAAAAAAUAUUACUUUAUGACAACAGCUAUCAAUAUAGAGAUAUAUCUAAUAAAAUAUCUUAAAAUAAUAAUGUUAAUCUAAGAUCUUAGUCUGCAUUCUAACAAUAAAAACAACUUAAUUAAAAUAUUUUUCUUUCAAAAAGCCAUCAUUUAAUUGAUAUUUUUUAACAAGAAAAAAUUUCGGAUUAAUAACUUGAUAAUAAAAAUAUUAUAGUAGAUAAGAAUUUAUUUAAUUCUGAUAGAUAAUAAAAUGAAAUAAACAGUAAUACUUAAAUCAAAUUAUGA